UGUUCAUCACCCUUCGCGGGGUCAAUAGUGUGCUGUUCCAUCCGGCAACGGAUCUAUAUAUUCUCGUCAAGUUUUACUCCGUCAAAAUUACUAGUAGAUCUCGAUCGCAGACUUGCCAAGUUCCCGCGAAAAUACCAUUAUGAGCGUGCAAUGCAAACUAUGUAUCGUGUUCUAUUUUUGCCGGUCUCAGUCCACGAUUUCCUCCAAGCGACACUAUGACAAGGUCCUCCGUGGGUUCAACGUAUAAAAGGGAGGAGGCCAAGACCCAUUACCUUCCUCCACAGGCUGCGCUGUACCUUUCGAUCUUCCCCUUCCUCACGCAGUCUAUCAUAUACUUCUUACCUUUUUUUUAUACAUCUUAUCAAAAAUGUUGAAUGCAGCGACCUCUUCCGCUUUGACAUUCUCGUCAACUCCAAAUUUCUAUCGUUCUCCUUCAUCAUUGUCUAUCGUUCUUCCAAAUCCAAAAUCUAUCAUCUUAAGUUAUGCGCGGAGCUCGGUCCUUGCCGUCAUGGAGAAAGCGGUCACCCGCGGACACUUGACUGUCGCCGAUUCUGAAGGAGUUCAUCACUUCGGGACUCGCUCAAAAGGUUGUAACGAUGUCUACCUCAAAGUCGUUAACACCGACUUCUGGAUGCGUAUUCUCUUCUCUCAAGAUCUGGGUUUCAGUGAAGCCUAUAUGAUGGGCGACGUCGAAGUCGACAGUCUGAAGGCUGUCAUGGACCUUUGGCUGGACAACGAGUCUGGAAUGGAUAAUCUGACUUCUGCUGUCUCACGGGUAACAUCGGCUAUUUCCGGACUAUCAAACGCGUUCCUCGGCCAGACGCGUUCGAAAGCCCGUUUGAACGCCAUCGCAAGUUACGAUCAAUCCAAUGAGCUAUUCAAGGCCUUCUUGAGUCAGGAGAUGAUGUACUCCUGCGCCCUGUGGACCGAAGCCGAAGGAGGUGUUCGUGGUGAUUUGAUAUCUGGUCCCACACCCGGGGACUUGGAAGCUGCUCAACUCCGUAAAAUUCGUUAUGUUCUCACGGCCGCCAAGGUCAAGCCAGGUGACCGAAUCCUAGAAUUUGGUUCUGGAUGGGGCGGUAUGGCUAUCGAGGCUGCUCGCACUUUUGGUUGCGAAGUUGACACUUUGACAUUAUCAAAAGAACAAAAGGCUCUUGCUGAGGAACGCGUCAAGGCGGCUGGUCUGCAAGAUGUCAUUCGUGUUCAUCUCAUGGACUACCGCGAGAUUCCUCCUUCGUUCGAAAAGGCCUUUGACGCGUUUAUCAGCAUCGAGAUGCUUGAGCAUGUGGGCUCUAAGUAUUACCACGAUUACUUCAGACUUGUCGACUUUGCUCUCAAGUCCACCAAUGCAACAGCUGUGGUUAGUGCAUCAACAUUCCCAGAAUCGCGAUACUCUGGCUAUCAGCCUGAAGAUUUCAUGCGCAAAUACAUGUGGCCUAAUUCGUGCCUCCCUAGUGCCACGGCACUCAUUACCGCCGCAAACACCGGUUCAGAAGGACGGUUCACCCUUGAGGGUGUCGAAAAUCACGCAGCUCACUACCCACGGACAUUGCGCGAAUGGGGACGUCGGCUUGACGCUAAUGUCAGACAAGACUUGAUUGUCAAAGACUACCCUAGUCUAAAAGACAAUGCCGAAUUCGAUGCUUUCCGACGCAAAUGGCAAUACCUGUUUGCAUAUGCGGGCGCCGGUUUUGCCAAAGGUUACAUCACCUGUCAUAUGCUUACAUUCACGCGUCCGAAUGACUGCCCCGCUACAUGCGACUGAAAUUAAAGUGCAUCAUUGCUCGCGUUCUGAAUCAGGUAUUUGACCGCGGAAGUAAUUCUAGAAAAGGAUCUCAUAAAGAUCGAUUCCUUUGCACAUAGAGUCCCGUGCACAUUACUACUUUAUUCUUCCGAUUAUUUGCUGCUUAUCUAUUCCGCUUAAGUGCGCACAUUUCGUUCUACUCUACUACUGUAUCUAUACGUUGCAUAGGUCUGCGACUUUAUAUCGCAUCCAUACAUCUUACCACCUGUCUCUUAUUUACGUACGGGAAUAUUAUUGUUUUAUGGUCCACUA
Messenger RNA from Suillus subalutaceus, 2056 nucleotides. Its product is annotated as Mycolic acid cyclopropane synthetase-domain-containing protein. Gene Ontology annotation, biological process: lipid biosynthetic process. The record is from RefSeq and is a predicted model, not a curated record. Bases 368 to 1765 code for a protein of 465 amino acids. NCBI's taxonomy places the organism in Eukaryota, Fungi, Basidiomycota, Agaricomycetes, Boletales, Suillaceae. The transcript is spliced from 11 exons.